AUGUCGACAGCUCCGCCUUCUAUAGUCCCUGACGAUAUGGAAAGGCAACAAAUUGAAAAGGAAAUCGCGCCAGACAAGGUGUCUGCAUUCAAAGGACUCGGCUGGCUAGAUCGCUUUUUGGCAGUGUGGAUUCUUCUCGCCAUGAUAAUAGGUAUCCUCUUGGGAAAUUUUGUGCCAAGUACAGGUAGAGCUCUCCAAAAGGGACAAUUCGUUGGCGUCUCGGCACCGAUUGCUGUCGGCUUGUUAGUCAUGAUGUACCCGAUCUUGUGUAAAGUCCAAUACGAAACACUGCAUCUUGCUUUCAAGAGCAAGGAACUCUGGAUUCAAGUCGGUUUCAGCAUAAUAAUGAAUUGGCUUGUCGCUCCAUUCUUGAUGCUAGGACUAUCUUGGGCAUUUCUACCAGACGAGAGCGGUCUUCGUGAAGGCCUCAUUCUUGUGGGAAUUGCUCGCUGUAUUGCCAUGGUGUUGAUCUGGACUGGUCUUGCAGGCGGAGACUCGCAGUAUUGUGCCAUUCUAGUAGCCAUCAACUCAAUUCUGCAAAUGGUCUUGUUUGCCCCAAUGGCCAUCUUCUUCAUCAACGUCAUCAGCGAUUCAGAUACGCCCAUCGCAUCCUCAUACACGACAGUAGCUACCAGUGUCGCCGCAUUCUUGGGCAUUCCCCUAGCCGCAGCCAUCGUUACUCGAUUCACUAUCCGCAAAUUCUCACCUACCUGGUACAACCAAACGUUCCUCAAGUGGCUUGCACCAUGGUCGUUGAUUGGACUCCUCUAUACCAUCAUCGUCCUAUUCGCAUCACAGGGACACCGCGUUGUCCACCAGAUCGUCUCGGUCGUGCGAGUAGCCGCACCCCUGAUUGUCUACUUCUUCGCCAUCUUCAGCCUUACUCUAUGGGUGACGCACAAGCUCGGAUUCGGAUACAAGUUGGCAACGACGCAAAGCUUUACUGCUGCAAGUAAUAAUUUCGAAUUGGCGAUCGCUGUUGCCACGGCUACUUUUGGUGCCAACAGUGAUCAAGCGCUUGCAGCGACUGUGGGUCCUUUGAUUGAGGUGCCCGUGUUAUUGGGCUUGGUGCAUGUGGUGAGAUGGAUAGGGAAUAAACGCCAAUGGAAGGCAUGA
This is a messenger RNA of Aureobasidium melanogenum CBS 110374, 1116 nucleotides long. RefSeq names its product arsenical-resistance protein. Gene Ontology annotation, cellular component: plasma membrane. NCBI's taxonomy places the organism in Eukaryota, Fungi, Ascomycota, Dothideomycetes, Dothideales, Saccotheciaceae. Bases 1 to 1116 code for a protein of 371 amino acids. The record is from RefSeq and is a predicted model, not a curated record. Gene Ontology annotation, biological process: arsenite transport; antimonite transmembrane transport. Gene Ontology annotation, molecular function: antiporter activity; arsenite transmembrane transporter activity; antimonite transmembrane transporter activity. The transcript is spliced from 4 exons.